AUGAACGAAUUUUAGGCUUUUAUAAUUAGUUUGGGAGAGAGGUUAAAUACUCCCAUACCAGAUGAGUAUCGAAAAUAAUUUAAGCUAAGAGGGGAGUUCACUUAUCCAUCUAAUAAAAAGUUUGAUCAAAUCUGUAAGAGGUUUAGAAUAUAGCUUAUCUGUAGUUUUUUAGAAGAUGAAAAAUUAAGAUGCAAAAGAAAGUGGGACAACUCAUUUAAAUUGUUUAUGGUUUGGUUUCUGGUUAAAUACUUUGAGAAAAAAAACCUACUUAUUAUUCAUCCGGAUGAGAAUGACUGGGUAAAUUUUGAAAACAUCCUUAAAAUUGACAAGCAUUCAUUGAAGCAACGAUGGAUCACCCUCAUAAAUCCAUAAAUGAAAUCAAUUAAUUGGCUUUAAGAGGAGGACGAAUUCAUUACAGCCCAAAUGAAGUACUCUAAUCCAUCUAAACUUAGUUAAAAGCAUAAACAUAUAUGGACUUAGAUAGCAGUUUCAUUGUAUGAAAGAAAUCUUCAAGGAAACAUUCGUACUCCUAAAUAAAUUAGAGAGAGAUGGAUGAACUAUCUUAAUCCAGAAUUGAAUAAAGAUCAAUGGAUGCUUAAAGAGGAUUUGAUUAUCCUCAAUAACGUUGUCAAAAAUGGAAAGAAAUGGUCCUAAAUUUCACAAUAGUUAAAUGGAAGAACAGAAAACUAAGUAAAAAACCGUUACAAAUCUUUAAUUCAUAAAAUCUGCAAAGAUGAUGAAUGCGAUGAAAUUGAUAUGGUUAAGCAAUAUAUAAGGAAAAAUUAAGCUCAUGUCGAUUCCAAUAAAUAAGGAAUUAUAGGAAAAAGAGGCAGGCAUAAAAAAGGAUUAAGAAAUAAAGAGUAAAGUGUGGAAUAAAGAAAGUAAAGAAAUUUUCCAAAGAUAAUUAAACAGGAAGAAUAAAUAUCACACUAAUCAUUUGUAUAACAAGUUUAACCAAUUAUUUAAUAAACACAAUAAUAAUAAUAAUAAUAAACACAAUAAUAAUAAUAAUAAUAACAAUAAGCCUAGUAAUAAUAAUUUUAACAAUAAUAACAGCAGACUUAAUAAUAAUAAUUAUAAUAAUUAUAAUUUCAUCAAUAAAUGCAAUUGCAAUAAUUACAACAAUAAAUGAAUUUUAACAAUGAAGAGAUGAAGAUAGCCUUAAAUUUACAAUCAAAUUUUCUUUAAGAAGAUAUAAAAAAUACAACACCUUUGAUGAUGCUAUAAUGUUUAACUUCUCCUGGAUAUCAAUUUCUUGAGAAUCAAUUCUUAAAACAAUUAUCCCCAGGUAUAGUUGAGGAAGGAGAAUGUCAUCAAAACUCUUCCUUGCAAUUACCAAAAUUAAAUAAUAUGUAUAAAAUGAGUUCUACAUCGCCUUUUUUAUUACCUUCAAUGUUACAAUCUCCAUUUUGGAAUAACGAACAGUUUAUUUAGUAGAAUGAUGAAUAAAUGCCUCCUCCUCAACCAUCUUAGACGUUUUCCUAGUAGAUAUCUACUACACCUUUUUUAAAUUUAGGUUAUUUAAGAUAACCUUAACACAAUGGAUUUACAAGCAAGAAAGAGUUAGAUUUAUUAUAAGAGAAUCCAAUAUAAUAAUUUAACAAAAGAAGAAAUUUUAAUUAGUAGUGA
This is a messenger RNA of Paramecium tetraurelia, 1629 nucleotides long. RefSeq lists its product as uncharacterized. Gene Ontology annotation, cellular component: nucleus. Lineage: Eukaryota; Ciliophora; Oligohymenophorea; Peniculida; Parameciidae. Gene Ontology annotation, molecular function: DNA-binding transcription factor activity, RNA polymerase II-specific; RNA polymerase II cis-regulatory region sequence-specific DNA binding. The transcript has 5 exons. The record is from RefSeq and is a predicted model, not a curated record. Gene Ontology annotation, biological process: regulation of DNA-templated transcription.